Messenger RNA from Coccinella septempunctata (seven-spotted ladybird), 1777 nucleotides. It is a transcript of the gene Snx1, whose product is annotated as sorting nexin-2. Gene Ontology annotation, biological process: early endosome to Golgi transport. The record is from RefSeq and is a predicted model, not a curated record. Bases 66 to 1496 code for a protein of 476 amino acids. The transcript has 9 exons. Gene Ontology annotation, molecular function: phosphatidylinositol binding. NCBI's taxonomy places the organism in Eukaryota, Metazoa, Arthropoda, Insecta, Coleoptera, Coccinellidae. Gene Ontology annotation, cellular component: endosome; endosome membrane.
AAUCACAGAAUAUCAAAAUCAAACGUAGUAGGAAUUUGGCAAAUGUAAUUUGAACAACAAUAAAUAUGGAGUCUUCUAAUAUGGAAUCGCCCCCUUUGUUUGAAACCGUAGAAAUCAAUAAUGGGAAUGAAAAUAAACUUGAAGAUGAUCUUUUUAUUUCAGCACAACAGGAUAUCUCCACCCAUUACGGACAAUCGUCUAUUUCAAUUUCAAAUAAUAUUCCGGAAGAUAUCAGUAGUUUGAAUUUGAACGAUGAUAAAGCUCUGGAGACAAUUCCUAUUAAUUCAGAUGCGCCAGGAUCAGAUACUUUGGAAAGGGUGGAAGCUGAAAGUGGUGAUCAGUUUAUAGAAAUAACGAUAACUGAACCUCAAAAAAUUGGAGAUGGAAUGAGUGCCUAUAUGGCAUAUAGAGUUACUACAAGGACUAACAUGCAAAUAUUUAAAGCCAAAGAUUUGACUGUACUACGUAGAUUCAGUGAUUUCUUAGGACUUCAUGAUAAAUUAACCGAGAAGUAUUUGAAAAUAGGGAGAAUAAUUCCACCUGCACCAGAAAAAAAUGUAUUAGGUAUGACAAAAAUCAAAAUGUCUAACCAAGUGGAAAAUGGUGGAGGAAAUGGAAAUGAUUUUGUGGAAAGAAGAAGAGCUGCUCUUGAGAGAUACUUGAACAGGACAGCUCAACAUCCAGUAUUAGUAGUAGAUCCAGAUUUUAGGGAAUUUCUGGAAAGUGAUAUAGAAUUACCAAAGGCAACCAACACAUCUGCAUUAAGUGGUGCUGGUGUGAUGAGGUUAUUCAACAAAGUCGGAGAGACAAUGAAUAAAAUCACUUAUAAAAUGGAUGAAACUGAUCCUUGGUUCGAAGAUAAGCUGAUCCAUAUAGAAUCUUUAGAAACACAGUUGAGGAAACUGCAUACGAAUGUAGAAAACAUGGUGAUCUAUAGACGUGAACUUGCCAACCUAACCAAUGGAGUUUCCCGAUCUGCUGCAUUGCUGAGUGCAUGUGAAGAUCAUAAUUCAUUAUCGAAGGCUCUUUCCCAUCUGGCUGAUACUGAAGAAAAGGUUGAAGCUCUUCACUUAGAACAAGCUAACACUGACUUUUUCAUUCUGUGUGAGCUACUGAAAGACUAUUUGGGCUUAUUAUCUGCAGUGAGAGAUGCUUUUCAUGAAAGAACUAAGCUAUUUCAACAUUGGCAUCAUGCACAGCAGAUGUUAGCAAAGAAACGAGAAGCAAAAACCAAAUUUGAAUUAGCAUGCAGGACAGAUAAAUUGGAUCAAGCCGCCACUGAAGUAUUAGAAUGGGAAGCUAAAGUUGAAAGGGGUCAAGAAAAUUUCGAUAAGAUUUCAAAGAUGAUAAAAAUGGAAAUGGAAAGAUUUGAAAAGUGUCGUAUCAGAGAUUUCAAGGCUAUGUUUAUAAAAUACCUGGAAAAUCAUAUAGAGCAUCAGGCACAGUUGGUGAAAUAUUGGGAAAAUUUCCUCCCAUCUGCAGAAUCUAUCGCCUGACCGGAGGAUAUAUCUGAGGAAUAUCUAUUAUAAAACAUUCCUUGGAAGGGGAGUAUGUGUUUACAUGCUCUAUGAUGUCCUUAUUGUUUUUGAAGGAAUUUAUAAGUUGCUUUCUUGUCUAGAAUUGUACAUUGCAUAAUAUGUAAUAUAAAAUAUCUGUGUAAUUUCCUAUUACUAAUGAUUAUGGCAGACAAACUGCGAAAUCUCCAAUAUUUGUAUCAUGUUUACAGUAUAAAUCAUAUAUCAUAUCGUAAAAAUAUAUUAUACACUCUAAGAACAAA